CCGUCGCCGCCGCCCGUGCCUCCGGCUCCUCGGAGCCCCAGCCUUCCGCUCUGCCCCCACCCGCCCGCUUUCCCCCCGGAGAAGCCGGCGUCGGGUGCCGCUCCCUGCCCCACGCUGCGCACCUUUAGGUGCCUCUCCCCUCUCCUCCUCACCUCGGAGUCUCCCGAGUCCCUUCUCCCAUCCACCUGUUUCCUCCAGAAGGCAGGAUCCUGGUGCCUGCUACGUUCCUGGGGCCAUGGCAGGUCUGGGCCCCGGCGGAGGAGAUUCAGAGGGGGGACCUCGACCCCUGUUUUGUAGAAAGGGGGCUCUGAGGCAGAAGGUGGUCCACGAAGUCAAGAGCCACAAGUUCACCGCUCGCUUCUUCAAGCAGCCAACCUUCUGCAGUCACUGUACCGACUUUAUCUGGGGCAUUGGGAAACAGGGCCUGCAAUGUCAAGUGUGCAGCUUUGUGGUUCACCGGCGAUGCCACGAAUUCGUGACCUUCGAGUGUCCAGGAGCUGGGAAGGGCCCCCAGACGGAUGACCCCCGCAACAAACACAAGUUCCGCCUGCACAGCUACAGCAGCCCCACGUUCUGCGACCACUGCGGCUCGCUUCUCUACGGGCUGGUGCACCAGGGCAUGAAGUGCUCCUGCUGCGAGAUGAACGUGCACCGACGCUGUGUUCGCAGCGUGCCCUCGCUGUGCGGCGUGGACCACACGGAGCGCCGCGGGCGCCUGCAGCUGGAGAUCCGGGCUCCCACCGCCGACGAGAUUCACAUCACCGUUGGUGAGGCCAGGAAUCUCAUUCCUAUGGACCCCAAUGGUCUGUCUGAUCCCUACGUGAAACUGAAGCUCAUCCCAGACCCUCGGAACCUGACGAAACAGAAGACUCGGACGGUGAAAGCCACGCUCAACCCCGUGUGGAACGAGACCUUUGUGUUCAACCUGAAGCCUGGGGAUGUGGAGCGCCGGCUCAGCGUGGAGGUGUGGGAUUGGGAUAGAACUUCCCGAAAUGACUUUAUGGGUGCCAUGUCUUUUGGUGUCUCAGAGCUGCUCAAGGCCCCUGUGGAUGGAUGGUACAAGUUACUGAACCAGGAGGAGGGUGAAUAUUACAAUGUGCCGGUGGCCGAUGCUGACAACUGCAGCCUCCUCCAGAAGUUUGAGGCCUGUAAUUACCCCUUGGAAUUGUAUGAGCGAGUGCGGAUGGGCCCCUCUUCCUCCCCCAUCCCUUCUCCAUCGCCUAGCCCCACGGACUCCAAGCGUGGCUUCUUCGGGGCCAGCCCAGGACGCUUACAUAUCUCCGACUUCAGCUUCCUCAUGGUUCUAGGGAAAGGCAGUUUUGGAAAGGUGAUGCUGGCUGAGCGCAGGGGCUCCGAUGAGCUGUAUGCUAUCAAGAUCCUGAAAAAAGACGUGAUCGUUCAGGACGAUGACGUGGACUGUACCCUGGUGGAGAAGCGUGUGCUGGCUCUGGGGGGUCGAGGUCCUGGAGGCCGGCCCCACUUUCUCACGCAGCUGCAUUCCACCUUCCAGACCCCAGAUCGCCUGUAUUUCGUGAUGGAGUACGUCACCGGAGGCGAUUUAAUGUACCACAUUCAGCAGUUGGGCAAGUUUAAGGAGCCCCACGCAGCAUUCUACGCGGCAGAAAUUGCCAUAGGCCUCUUCUUCCUUCACAACCAGGGCAUCAUAUACAGGGACCUCAAGCUGGACAACGUGAUGCUGGAUGCGGAAGGGCACAUCAAGAUCACUGACUUUGGCAUGUGUAAAGAGAAUGUCUUCCCAGGGACCACAACCCGCACUUUCUGCGGAACCCCAGACUACAUAGCGCCUGAGAUCAUUGCCUACCAGCCGUAUGGGAAGUCUGUGGACUGGUGGUCUUUUGGGGUCCUGUUGUAUGAGAUGUUGGCAGGACAGCCGCCCUUCGAUGGUGAGGAUGAGGAAGAACUGUUUCAGGCCAUCAUGGAGCAAACUGUCACCUACCCCAAAUCGCUCUCCCGGGAAGCUGUGGCCAUCUGCAAAGGGUUCCUGACCAAGCACCCAGGGAAGCGCCUAGGCUCAGGGCCAGAUGGUGAACCCACUAUCCGAGCGCAUGGCUUUUUCCGCUGGAUCGACUGGGAGCGGUUGGAGCGACUGGAGAUCGCGCCCCCGUUCAGACCUCGUCCGUGUGGUCGCAGCGGCGAGAACUUCGACAAGUUCUUCACGAGGGCGGCGCCAGCGCUGACUCCCCCGGACCGCCUGGUCCUGGCUAGCAUCGACCAAGCGGAUUUCCAGGGCUUCACCUAUGUGAACCCCGACUUCGUGCACCCAGACGCCCGCAGCCCCACCAGCCCGGUGCCCGUGCCAGUCAUGUAAUCUCAUCUCCCACCACUAGAUGUCCAUAUUGCCCCCCCCCUCCGCCUCGCCGGCUGCAGCCCCCCCCCCCCACCAACCUCACUCUCCUCGCUCUGGAUUCUAGAUCCCACACCCCAGUAAUUCUGGCCUUUAGCUCCCACCGGUUCUUAGACACCUUUCCCAAGCGCCCUUGGCAUUCUAAACAGCGUCCAGCCUCUAAAACCGUCCUGUGUUCCAGAGUCUGCUGGUCUGAGCCCUGUGUUCUCACAGCCCCCCAACAACAUUCCGGAUGCUGUUCCCUGAGGUCCCAGAGCCACUGCAACCAUCCCGACUCCGUGGGGGUUCUAGCCGCCAACUUGGUAGUUUUAUGCCUCUCCUCCCCCACCCCACCCUGGAAAACAGUCUGCUCCAGACUCUCGUUCCAGAUCCACCCCCAUCCUCCGAGGCCCCGCCCAUCUCCACUUCAGUUGUAGAGUAAGUGGGAGGCUGGGCCCAGCGUUCCAGGCCUCCUCUCCUCCACGUUCUGGGGAUCCCUGGCAUGCACGGAGGAUCCUUUGCCAUCCCGAACCCAUCACCGGCUCACCUGCCUCGUGCAUGGCUCCAGUUUUGCUCAGAACCACCCCCUUCUCCUCCUCAGUGCCUGCCACUCUCUGGGACUCUCUCCUCUCCCCCUCCCUCCCCGCCCCCUUGGGUUAGUUUCUCCCACCCGGCCACAGCUGCUGGGAAAUAAAUUUGGGAUGCUGAUGCUGAA
Molecule: messenger RNA, 3059 nt
Organism: Jaculus jaculus (lesser Egyptian jerboa)
Lineage: Eukaryota; Metazoa; Chordata; Mammalia; Rodentia; Dipodidae
Gene: Prkcg
Product: protein kinase C gamma
Exons: 18
Coding region: 236-2329 (697 amino acids)
Biological process (GO): protein phosphorylation
Molecular function (GO): zinc ion binding; ATP binding; diacylglycerol-dependent serine/threonine kinase activity
Source: RefSeq, a predicted model, not a curated record